AUGACACGAAAUGUUAGGGGAUGGCAAAAUCAUAAUCACAACCCGCUAAAACCGGCACUUGAAGAAGAAACGAAUAAAAACGCGAAAACAUCCGCUUCCGUAUGGGAUAAUGACGCGCCUAUUCCAAAUCCCUUCGAUAGGAAGUCGUAUACCGAGGUGGUUUCCAAUUUGAAACGAUACCAGGACAAGGGGCGGUACACCGAUUUUAUCACUCGUGAGCGAAUCAGACAUCCAAUGAUCAAACGCGUGGCAUUCACCGACUUUUAUAAACUGGACAUGGAAUCGUUGAAACAAGAGAUGGAAGAAACACUCGACCCGGAAUUGCAUGACAUCGAGGCCAGUCCGUUCGCAUAUGAAGUAGACGAGGAAUUGCAACGUAAAGAUUUUGAAGAAUUCAUUGUGCUUCAGUCUAUCAGUCCGUCUGAAAUGGGACAUUCGUAUUUUAAAAUUAUCAAACUAUUUCGCUAUGUUAGUAUUACAAAUGUUCAAGGCACAAUGAUUGCCCUCUUGUCCUUGAACCGGUUGAUUAAACGUAGUCCGGAAGUGGUUCAGGCGGUCGAAGAAAGUGAUGGAAUUGCAUUACUCCUGAAUAUGUUAGAAUGUAAAACAAUGUGCGUCCAGUUGGCCUCAAUGCAAUUACUUUCCUCCCUGUUCAAGGUUACGUAUCUACGACGAAUGGCUGUCGCUUACGGGGCUGUGCAAGUGUUGGUCAAUUUGUUACUUGAGUCGGAUGACAAUAUCAAAGUGAUGACUUCCGAUCUGUUAGCCAGUCUAGCUUUGCUCAAAGAAGCACGUCAGAUUAUUCCGCAAACCAAAGGUAUACAACAUUUGGUUGGUCUACUCAACAUGACCGCACAUCGUACGGAAAAUCCGAUGCGCAGUGAAAACGUUCCGUAUUUGAGAUCGGCCGAUCGAUCCAAACGUAGACACAGUUUAGUUAAUGAGGAAGAAUUACGCGCUCGAGAGGAUAUGCUACGUGGUGAGCGUGUUCUGAUAUCGGUGGCGACCGCACUAUGGCGAUUCAGUCGCAGUGCCAUUAAUCGACACAUAAUGCAACGUGCCGGUCUGGUUUUGACUCUUGUACGAUUGGUCAAAAUAAAAAACGAAAAAGUCCUUGUACCGGUUCUUGGUAUUCUACAAGGUUGUGCGACUGAUGCUGCAUUUCGGCUCUCAAUAAGAACAGAGGGUAUUUUGAAAUUUCUUAGUGAACAUUUACGAUGUACGGAUCCCAAAGUGAAAUUACAAUGUGCUCGAACGUUGUACUAUUGCGCGAACGAUGAUGUAACCAAGGUGAUGAUUUCCACUUUGGGGGGUUUGAAUGCUUUGAGCACAAAUCUGAAGAUUCAGAUCAACGAGGCGACCAAACUUUUACGGUUAGGUUGGAUUGAAGCAAACAAUGCAGGUGGCAUUGAAUACAAUCUAGCGGAACGUCGAUUGACGAGAGAGGAAAAUAAUGGUUCAUCCGUAUCCAUGAAACCACAGACCAAUUCACCUCAGCCGGAAGUUCGUGUCUCGCGUCUUCGAAUGUCUGGCCAAUCGGUCAGCCAUACCAGAACGGGUUCGGCUGCAUCCCGAUCAAAUAGUGACAAAGACGAUGAUUCGAUCACGUUUCAGUUGUUGCACACCAUCCUGGCCGUCAUUGGGAAAUGCUGUAGCCUUGAAUCGAAUCUAAUUACUUUACAUCAACUCGGGGUGUCGGAAUGUUUGAUCAAACUUUUACAUCUUGUUCCUCCAUAUCUGAUGAGCUUUCGACAGCCUAGUUGUGCCGUUUCCACGAAGUUGCAAAAAGUCACCCUACUGGAACGUGUUUGUGCACUAAACAUUCACUGUCUCUCGCUGAUUGCUCGAUUGCCUGUUGUCCAAACACAACUGGCCACCAGUUCUUCCAGUCUGAAAAAUCUGAUCAACUUGCUGAGUCACGUCUCACCGGAUAUUCUGGUACCCACAAUUAACGCGCUCGCUUCACUCGGCGCGGAUCAGAAUCUAAUGCAAAUUUUAACCAAACAAAAAGGAUUUCGUUACCUUUUCUCGCUCAGUUUUCACCCGGAUCCCCGUGUUCGUACGUCAGCUUUAUGGGCAGUACGUGCAUUUCUAAACACGGCUCAGAGUCGCUCAAAACUGCUUCGCCCGGUCAGUAGUUCGUUAGGAUAUUUGGUUCAAACUUUGAGCACAGAAUACACUGAGUUGAGUGCUUUCAGCCCCAAACCGGAUUUGGAAAAAGAACAGCUAUUGUCCGCUCUGUGUUCUGUCCUGGCAGAAAUUGCUUCCGAAGACCAGGGUAGAGCUAUCCUGAUUGAACUCGGUGUGGUUCCCUGUUUGGCCAAUUUGACCACAAUCGCUCAAGAGGAUUGUCUACGAAUCGGGGUCACCAAGGCGAUCACACAAUUCGGCAAUUCCGAUGUGAUGGUUCGGGCUUUUCGGAAUCGGGCCGUACUGAACGCCCUGAUCGAAUUUGUUCGACUCGGGAGUCUGGAAUUGAAAAUCAGCGCAGCACGUGCCCUGGACGUGCUCAGUGCAGACAGUGUGAUUUGCUCCUCCGUUCGGGCUUUGGAUGUGACGUCAACGUUAUUACAAAUCAUGUGCGAUGCGCCACCUGAAUUGCAAGCCGCGGCGGCUCAUGUGAUCGGACGUAUUGCCAGGCUUAGUUUAUCAACCAGUCCAAGAUCAGUGCGGCAUUGA
Echinostoma caproni is the source of this 2679-nucleotide messenger RNA. Lineage: Eukaryota; Metazoa; Platyhelminthes; Trematoda; Plagiorchiida; Echinostomatidae. The record is from the annotation of a GenBank genome assembly.